Messenger RNA from Arabidopsis thaliana (thale cress), 1773 nucleotides. RefSeq names its product cytochrome P450, family 77, subfamily A, polypeptide 4 (gene CYP77A4). The transcript has a single exon. Gene Ontology annotation, cellular component: membrane. Gene Ontology annotation, molecular function: monooxygenase activity; iron ion binding; heme binding. Bases 152 to 1690 code for a protein of 512 amino acids. The record is from RefSeq and is marked reviewed. Lineage: Eukaryota; Viridiplantae; Streptophyta; Magnoliopsida; Brassicales; Brassicaceae.
GUAAACCAGUCCAUAGUAUCAAACUCCAAAAAAAAAAAGUUACUUUUAAUUUCAAAUAUUUACAUAAAAUUUUGCAUGCACUACUCUGUUCUUAUAUAAUCUUCGUCUUCUUCUUCUCUGCUUGAGUCAACAAGAAAUAAACAGAGCUAAAAUGUUUCCUCUAAUCUCCUUUUCUCCAACUUCUCUUGAUUUCACCUUCUUCGCCAUUAUCAUCUCAGGUUUCGUUUUCAUCAUCACUCGAUGGAAUUCCAAUUCAAAGAAACGUUUAAACCUUCCUCCAGGUCCGCCAGGUUGGCCGGUGGUCGGAAACUUAUUCCAGUUCGCGCGCUCAGGUAAACCGUUUUUCGAAUACGCAGAGGAUCUCAAGAAAACGUAUGGCCCGAUUUUUACACUGAGAAUGGGGACUCGAACAAUGAUCAUCCUCUCCGACGCAACUCUAGUCCACGAAGCUUUGAUCCAACGCGGAGCUCUCUUCGCUUCACGACCCGCCGAGAAUCCGACCCGAACAAUCUUCAGCUGCAACAAAUUCACCGUCAACGCCGCUAAAUACGGUCCAGUGUGGCGAUCUCUGAGAAGAAACAUGGUUCAGAACAUGCUUAGCUCAACACGUCUCAAGGAAUUCGGGAAACUGAGACAAUCCGCCAUGGAUAAACUCAUCGAGAGGAUCAAAUCGGAAGCUAGAGACAACGACGGGCUAAUCUGGGUUCUUAAAAACGCAAGAUUCGCUGCGUUUUGUAUUCUCUUGGAAAUGUGUUUCGGAAUCGAGAUGGAUGAAGAGACAAUCGAGAAGAUGGAUGAGAUUUUGAAGACGGUGUUAAUGACUGUUGAUCCACGAAUCGACGAUUAUCUUCCGAUUCUUGCUCCGUUCUUCUCUAAAGAGAGGAAACGAGCUCUCGAAGUUCGCCGUGAACAAGUCGAUUACGUCGUCGGAGUUAUCGAGAGACGACGGAGAGCGAUUCAGAAUCCAGGAUCUGAUAAAACGGCGUCGUCUUUUUCAUACUUAGAUACACUCUUUGAUUUAAAAAUCGAAGGUCGUAAAACGACGCCGUCUAACGAAGAGCUCGUGACGCUCUGCUCUGAGUUUCUUAACGGUGGUACGGAUACGACGGGGACGGCGAUCGAGUGGGGGAUAGCGCAGCUGAUUGCGAAUCCUGAGAUUCAAUCUCGGCUCUACGAUGAGAUUAAAUCAACGGUGGGAGAUGAUCGUAGGGUCGAUGAGAAAGAUGUGGACAAAAUGGUCUUUUUACAAGCUUUUGUUAAGGAGCUUCUCCGGAAACAUCCGCCGACUUAUUUUUCUCUGACGCAUGCCGUUAUGGAGACGACGACGCUUGCUGGUUACGAUAUUCCCGCCGGCGUUAACGUCGAGGUUUAUCUUCCGGGUAUUAGUGAGGAUCCGAGAAUUUGGAAUAACCCGAAAAAGUUUGAUCCGGACCGGUUUAUGUUGGGUAAGGAAGAUGCUGACAUAACCGGGAUUAGUGGAGUAAAAAUGAUUCCGUUUGGUGUGGGCCGUAGGAUCUGUCCAGGACUUGCAAUGGCAACCAUACACGUCCAUUUGAUGCUUGCGCGGAUGGUUCAGGAGUUCGAGUGGUGUGCUCAUCCACCAGGAAGUGAGAUUGAUUUCGCCGGAAAAUUGGAGUUUACGGUGGUGAUGAAGAAUCCGUUGAGAGCUAUGGUCAAACCAAGGAUUUAGUCUUUUAUUGUUUUUUUGUUAAGAAUAUUGAGAUUAUUGUAAGGUGUGUUUGCUUAUAAACAUUAAAGUACCCAAAUCUACAC